This is a messenger RNA of Andrographis paniculata, 1108 nucleotides long. Its product is annotated as E3 ubiquitin-protein ligase RMA3-like. Bases 258 to 920 code for a protein of 220 amino acids. Gene Ontology annotation, cellular component: endoplasmic reticulum. Gene Ontology annotation, molecular function: ubiquitin-like protein conjugating enzyme binding; ubiquitin protein ligase activity; metal ion binding. The record is from RefSeq and is a predicted model, not a curated record. Lineage: Eukaryota; Viridiplantae; Streptophyta; Magnoliopsida; Lamiales; Acanthaceae. Gene Ontology annotation, biological process: ubiquitin-dependent protein catabolic process. The transcript is spliced from 3 exons.
UACUGGAACUGCCUGUGCUUCUCGUUUUCCUCAUUUCGCUGAUAUUUGCUUCUCAUUUCGCUGAUACUUCCUUCCCACUACAACAAAGUUCUACUAAACCCGUCGCUGGCAUUGCGGUUUUUUCUUCAUACUCAGAUGACUUGUGAUGUUUCAGAGAUCCAUCUAGCUUCGCUUUCUUAAUCUUCAGCUCAAAAUCAGCUCGAUUGCUGUGCUGGGUGUUUGCGAACUGUUUAUAACCGGUUGGCGUGUAAUUCUAGAUGAACAAAUCCAUGGCAAAAGUUUGUAGUAUGGAUUGUGGGAUCAUUGAAUCAUGGGAUGCUUCUCAUUCAGAUGAAUUAGCCAACUUCGAAUGCAAUAUCUGUUUCGAAUUACCGCGGGAGCCUAUUGUGACGCUCUGCGGUCACCUAUACUGUUGGCCUUGCCUCGUUCAAUGGCUUCGACUCCAUUCAAAGUAUCACGAGUGCCCAAUCUGUAAAUCCCGGGUGCACGAGGAAGAACUCAUUCCCAUAUACGGAAGAGGCAAACCAAAGCACGAUCCGAGAUCCCGUUCGGUCUCAGGAAUCAAUAUCACGAAUCAAGAAACAUGGCAGCAGAUGCCACAGACUCCUUACGCCGUAGCAUAUUCUUCUCCCGAAGAUGAUGAAUUGGACCCGAUCUUGAGGCUCAUGCCGAUGGCAGCCGCAAGAUUCGGCCACACUUUGCUGUCUGCACUUUUUGAGGCUCUGCAGUUUCGGGAGCUAAGCGAAGCUGAUAUGUACGGAUCGACAGAUUUGUUCUUCCACAGCUCGAUCCAAGGAGAUAUUGUUCGCGGCGAGCAUCAUCUUGUAAAGUGGAAGAGCAUUGUUUGGAAGGUUUGUUUGGCACUUCUUGGACUUCUGAUUUUCUGCGUUUCGAUCCCUCUAAUGAGUUUUCGAUCUUAGUCGGUUAAUAAUUAGAGUGUUUUGAGUAUUGUCUGUGACUCUAUACAAGUUUGUGUUCUUGGUUAUCUUUGUUGUUUGUAAUGCUUAGUUAGUUAGUUAGAUUUACCUGUGGUGCGUUUGUUUGUAUAUUUGAUAUGGUGCUUCCAGCUCGAGAUCGAUAAAUUUGAGAUUUUUAGAGAUUGGUAUAA